This is a messenger RNA of Bacillus rossius redtenbacheri, 3293 nucleotides long. Its product is annotated as endoplasmic reticulum lectin 1. The coding region runs from base 210 to 1715 and encodes 501 amino acids. Gene Ontology annotation, cellular component: endoplasmic reticulum lumen. Lineage: Eukaryota; Metazoa; Arthropoda; Insecta; Phasmatodea; Bacillidae. Gene Ontology annotation, biological process: retrograde protein transport, ER to cytosol; endoplasmic reticulum unfolded protein response. The record is from RefSeq and is a predicted model, not a curated record. The transcript has 10 exons.
UCAUGUAGCCAAUCACUAUCGACCGUGUUUAUAUCGACAACCUGCCAAAUAAUGCUGUUCAAUGUUGACAAACAUGCCACCGAAAUGACGUGGUGUGCAAUAAUUGGUUGUGUGUCAAAUUUUUCAAUUUGAUAGCUGAUAAGUUAUAUGGGAAUUUGUAAAUAAUGAAUUUUAGUACUCGUAGUUUAUGAAGUGUCUACGUGAACACAAUGGUUCCGUAUUUUGCCCUCGUGCUACUAUUUGUUUUUGAGGCUGAAAGUGAUGUCCGGAGUUUUGAUGACACUGUACUGUACAAAAUUAAUUGGCUCGGGAGAGAUGAACAGAAUAUUUUGGACGCACAGCUGCCCGAGGCGGACGCGAUGCUCGUGACGACGCAGAGCGACGAGCGGUACAAGUGCCAGCUGCCGCGGACGCAGGAGAAGGCAACGGGCGCGGUGGAGACCUACAGCGGCCCGACUGCCCUGGAACUGCUGCGGACGCUGUUUGAGCAGCAGCACUGCUCCUACCGGCUGGAGUCGUACUGGACGUACGAGGUCUGCCACGGCCGCUACAUCCGGCAGUACCACGAGGACAGGGAGGGGAAGAAGGUCAAGGUGCAGGAGUUCAACCUCGGCAAGUGGGACAAGUCGGACGCCGCUCGGAUCAACGAGUGGGAGCGGGCGCUGAUGCGGGACGGCCGCCCGGCCCCCCGCAAGAAGGUGGACUCGGCGGAGACGCCCUACCUGCAGCUCAACAUGACGGGCGGUACGAUGUGCGACCUGAGCGGGCAGGCGCGCCUCACGGCCGUGCUGUACGUGUGCCACGCCCGGGCCAAGCACGAGGUGGUCACCUUCAAGGAGGUGUCCACCUGCGAGUACGAGACCGUGGUGCUGUCGCCGCUGCUGUGCGGCCACCCGCUCUUCAGGCCCCAAGAGUCCGACGAGAACCCGAUAAACUGCUUUGCGCUGGAAGGGACGCCGAAGAAGCCCAGGAACCUGGUGGCCAUGGAAGCGGAGAGCAUCAAGCUGCGACACCAGAAGUACACCGAUGAAAAGUUGCAGAAGAUAUAUGCUAUUUUCUCAGUAAACAGAGGCGAGCCAGGACAGGACGGGGAGCCGCAGGUGGUGAAGCUGGAGAUCCGGCCGCUGGAGGUUCCGGACGGCCACGGCGGCGACGGCGUGGUGGGGACCCUGAGGCCGGCCGCGCCGUCCCCCGCCCAGGACGUGUCGCCCGCCGCCAGCUUCCUGUCCGGCAAGGACUGCCUGCAGGGGGGGAGCGGCUGGUGGAAGUACGAGUUCUGCCACGGGGACAAGGUGGAGCAGUUCCACGAGGAGCGCGACGGCAGCCGCGUCACCAUCAGCCUGGGGCGCUUCGACCGGGACGAGCACCUGCACUGGCUCGAGCGCAACCCGCACAAGCGGCCCCGGCCGCUGCCCGGCCGCAGGCACGUGUCGCACUUCUACUCGGGCGGCGACUGGUGCGACAAGGCGGAGAAGCCCCGCCAGACCGAGGUGAGGCUGAAGUGCGUGGAGAACGAGUCAGGGGCAUCCGUCGCCCUGUUCCUGCUGGAGCCCCACACCUGCGAGUACGUCCUGGGGGUGGAGUCCCCCUUGGUGUGCGGGCUCUUGCCCCGCGUCGGCCCCGACGGCCUGUUUGAGGCCGAGCCGGAGGACGACGGGGCGGUCGUCUCCUCGGAGGACGACGCGGCUGGCACCCUCGCCAGCGGGGACGACUAGGCCCCGCCGCGACCCGCGGACUCUAGCUUCCUGCUCAGCGGCGUUCUAGUUUGAAUCAAAUACGAAUAUCAAAAUUCGAACUGUAAGAAUGAGAAUUAUAAACCCCCCGCAAAAAUUUUUAUUUCACUAUACACAACAAUUACACAGUGAAAAGAAAAAAAGUAAACGUGUAGCGUGUAGCGUCUUUAGGGAAAUUAGACGAAUAACACUAAAGUGAAAGGUUGGUGGUUGGAUUAAGUCAGCUGCGACAGGUAAUCAUGGGCAAAAUUUUGUUGAAAUAUUCGAAAUUUUUUGAAAGAAAAAUUUUAAAUUAAUAUUUUUCCAUGGUAUUCGAUACAGGAUCAGAAAAAGAGAAAUUAUUUUAAUAAACAAUGAAAAGGGAAUAUAUAAGGGAAGUGCAGUAUGUGAAGAUACUUUUAGAGGGUGGGUUUAAAAAGAAUGUACAGUGUGCAUCUUUAUCUUAGAGUAGCCAGGGGUUGGGUAUUUAGGGGUUCAACCCCCCCCCCCCCCCCCCCCUAGCACCAAAUCUUGAAUUAAUUUCUUAUUCAUCACCCAAACAAUUUUCAUAUUAAAAUCAAUAACAUUUUUACCAUUACAAUAUUUAAAUUUAAGUACCAAAAACUGCUAAAAUAGCACUAUUUUACACCUUGAAAUCCAAAUUUUCCUGGGGGAGGACCCCUGGACCCCCCCACUUUAAUAAGGGGUGGGGUGGGGGGGGCGCGCUUGCUUCUUAACACCCCCCAUACACAAAUCCUGGCUACGCCACUGUAUUAUGCUAUGAGUUUCUUGAGAAUGGUGAAUGUUGGAUUAAGCACUUGCAGUUUAAGAAUUUUUUAUUUUUUUUAUUUUAAGAAACACAAUUACAGCCAAGAAGUUGCUUGGUGUCAAAUAACUUUUAAAAAAAAAACAGUUCUUUUUGUUCAACAAGUUUCCUGUAUUUGUUAUCCAAAUGCGGUUCUUCUGUUAUUUUUUUUCUGUGCUAUCAAAAUGUUUUCACCCAUGCACCGGUCUGUCUCAUAUACCUAUGUAUGUGCAUAGUACAUGUUUAUAACGUGAAUAUAUAUAAUACACACACGCAUACGGUACAUACUAAACAUUCUUAUUUCUCCUAAAAAUAAAGCUGCCCCCCAUCUCGCAACAUUUGACAGUUUGUCAAAAGAACUCGCAUUUGUAUUUGAUUCAAAGCAUUGAUAGAUAUUGUUGCUUUUUUCUUCUUCCUUCUUUUAAAACUUUGGUAAAACAAUUUGUGUGUUAAAUCGACAGCUGGGAGUGUGUUUUUUUUUGUGAAAAUUAACUCGGAAGAUGGCGACUUUUCCUUGUCUGUGAUAAGUGAUUCAUAUUACCAAAAUUGUGUUACAAAUUACUGUUUGAAGUUCAGUUGAAGAGGUACAUUUGUUGUAAAAUGAAGGCAUGUUUUUUAAAGUGUGAAGGUUGUUUUUUUUCCUGAAUGCAAAAGUUCUGCUGUUUGUUCAGUAUGUUUUGAUUUGAAUACAUAAUUUGGAUGAUAAAUAUUUAUACAAAUUGAAAUCAUGAUCCAAAAGAGUAAUGUUGGUAUAAAUAAACGUAAUUAAUAUCCAA